Hemiscyllium ocellatum (epaulette shark) is the source of this 1984-nucleotide messenger RNA. It is a transcript of the gene rgs9b, whose product is annotated as regulator of G protein signaling 9b. The transcript has 18 exons. Gene Ontology annotation, biological process: regulation of G protein-coupled receptor signaling pathway; intracellular signal transduction; G protein-coupled receptor signaling pathway. The record is from RefSeq and is a predicted model, not a curated record. NCBI's taxonomy places the organism in Eukaryota, Metazoa, Chordata, Chondrichthyes, Orectolobiformes, Hemiscylliidae. The coding region runs from base 1 to 1983 and encodes 660 amino acids.
AUGCAGGAUCCAAAUACUGGAAUUAAAACCCAAACCCAGAGGCUGAUAAUAACUACAAUCCCUCACGCGAUGACAGGGCAAGAUGUGCUGGAAUGGCUGAUUCAACGCCUGCAAAUUACAGAUGAAGAAGGCUACAUCUUGGGGAAUAUGAUUGUGAAGCUUGGCUACAUUUACCCCUUACAGGAGCCCAGGAACCUGGUCCUGAAGCAUGACAACAGUCUUUACAGGUUCCAGACUCCUUACUUCUGGCCCACUCAGGAGUGGCCAGCGGAAGACACAGAUUAUGCAAUUUAUUUGGCAAAGAAAAAUAUAUGCAAGAAAGGUUUAUUGGAAGAAUAUGAGAAGGAAAAUUACAAUAACUUGAACAUGAAGAUCAACCACAAGUGGGAUUUUGUCAUCAUGCAGGCAAAGGAACAAUAUCGGGCUGGCAAAGAACGUAAAAAGGCUGACAGGUUUGUUCUGGAUUGUCAGGAGCGAGCGUACUGGCUAGUGCACAGACCAGCGCCGGGAACCCUUGACGUCCUCGAUUAUGGGAUUAACCGUGCAACAGACCCGAAUGCAGAUAAGAAGAAAACAUAUGAUUAUUACAGGAGAGAGAUUCUGUACUAUCAACAGGCCCUGGUCAGAUCCAGGGUGAAGUCUUCUGUCUCCCUCGGAGGAAUGAUGAAAUACUGUGAGCAGUAUUUUACCCACGACCCUAUAAUGUCAGGAUGCCUCCCCAGCAAUCCUUGGCUCACUGAUGACACAACAUUUUGGGAACUCAACACGCCAAUGGCAGAUAACCCAACGAAGCUGCGAGUGGAGCGCUGGACCUUUAGCUUCGCGGAGCUAAUGAGGGAUCUCAGAGGCCGUCAGAAUUUUGAGCUGUUCCUCAAAAAGGAAUUCAGCGGAGAGAACUUGGCAUUCUGGGAAGCGUGCGAAGAUUUAAAGCAUGGAGAACAAUCAAAGGUUAAAGAAAAAGCUGAGGAGAUUUACAAAACAUUCCUGGCGCAGGGUGCGAGGCGUUGGAUUAACAUUGAUGGGAGAACCAUGGAGAUUACUGUGAAAGGCCUGCAACACCCACACCGUUAUGUGCUGGAUGCUGCACAGACUCACAUCUACAUGCUGAUGAAAAAGGAUUCAUACCCUCGUUUCUUAAGAUCCCCCAUUUAUAAGGAGAUGCAGAGUAAGGCUCUCAUUCCUGAAGAGACCAAGCCAAAAAGUAACUUUCCCUUCAUGAAGAGACACAGACGUUCCAGUCCGAGUCCCGUCAUCUUGCGGCAGCUCGAGCAGGAGGCCAGAGCGAAAGCAGCUGCCAGUGGCCCGAAGGUGGUCGAUAUUACACAGAUAUGUAGAUUUACUGCACCUGUUUCCCACCUGACGGUGUACACAGGCCUAUGUAUCUCACCUUGUUCCCUGAGUCCAUCCUUAUCCAAUCCUGCCAACAGUGAUCUGCCCUUCUGCACACCCAGGUACAUCCCAGUAGCAAAUAGUGCCUUCUGCCCCUCACCGAUCAGUGUCGCAUUAGACAGUACCCCAACAACGGGAAGAAAAUGGCAGCAAAAUCAUUUGGUCUCUAAUCAAUUUUCCUCAGUUGCUGACAAUACUGAGUUGUCUGUUGAAUCUGAAUCAAGCACCUACAACCAGAUACCUGGGCCCGUGGAAACCAAACCUUCUCAGAAAUCCAAAAUGACUCUGUCCUUUAGCAGGUUUUUGAAACGGGGAUUUUCAAAUUCGCCGGUCUUUGCAACAUUGUCUCCCAAAUGCAUCUCAUUGAACAAUCGAAAAAUCCAACCUAUGAAUGGGGCGGAGAAGCAGCUGCAACAAAAGACAAGAAGAGUUUCCAAUUUUUUCCAAAUUAAAGUAGAUAUGCCAUCCGAGUGCAGAAUUUACCCCAUAGAUUCUGAGGACGAGGAUGAAGAUUGUCAUCGUACCUACAAGGACUCUGUGAAUGAAGUCAUUUGUCCCUGGGAGAGCGUGGCAGAGGAAAGUAAUGCAGGAUGAU